CCUUUAUAAUUUAGAAAAGACUAAUGUCAGUUUUAAUCGAGACAUCACUAGGUGAUCUUGUCAUAGAUCUGUAUACAGAUGAGUGUCCCAGAACGACACUUAAUUUUUUAAAGCUUUGCAAAAUUAAAUACUACAACUUUGCUCCAUUCUUUAAUGUUCAAAAAGAUUUCAUGGCUCAAACCGGUGAUCCUACUGGUAAGGGAGACCAAGGGGAAUCCAUAUAUGGUAUUUUGAAUGGCCCUUCUAGACGUUAUUUCCCUGCUGAAAUCAAUCCUAAAUUAAAACAUAAAAGAAAGGGCAUGGUCUCCAUGGCCGUUGCAGCCGACGCGUCAAUAGAAAGUGGAGGUGUUAGUGGAAGUCAAUUCUUCAUUACUUUAGCUGACGAUUUGGAUUAUUUGGAUGGUAAAUAUACCUUGUUUGGCGAAGUUGCAGAAGGGCUCGAAGUACUGGAUAAGAUGAACGAAGCUUAUUGUGAUGAUAAAGGCAGACCCUUUCGUGAUAUUCGUAUAAAACAUACAGUUGUUUUAGAUGAUCCAUUCCCUGAUCCUGAGGGCCUUCAAGUACCUGACGAAUCACCUUUGCCUACAAAAGAACAAAUGGAGUCGAUGCGUAUUGCAGACGACGAGGAUAUUGAAGAAAUAGGCGAUCCGGAGGAAAUAGAAAAGAGAGCAAGAGAAAGAGAAGCAAAGGCACAUGCUCUUACUUUAGAAAUGAUUGGUGAUCUACCUUUUGCCGAAGUAAAACCACCAGAGAACGUAUUGUUCGUAUGUAAAUUAAAUCCAGUAACAAGAGAUGAGGAUUUGGAAAUGAUAUUUUCCAGAUUCGGUGCUAUUCAUAGCUGUGAAAUCAUUCGUGAUAGACAAACUGGUGAAUCACUAAGCUACGCUUUUGUUGAAUUUGAGAAUAAAGAGGAUGCUGAAGAGGCCUACUUCAAAAUGCAAUCUGUUUUGAUUGAUGAUCGCCGUAUCCAUGUCGAUUUCUCUCAAUCCGUAUCGAAACUUCACAAGGAUUGGAUCUCAAAGCGUACUGGAAGUAAGGAAUCCAUGGGUGGAUUUGAUAACCUCCAAAAAAGAACAAGAUAUAGGGAUGGUGAAGGCCGAAGCAAAAGAGAUGAGGGUUACGAUUUGGUAUUCGAUACAAACAAAAAAGAUCACAAAAAAUUAAAAACAGAUGAAGAUCAAUCCCGUCGCGGCGACUCUAGGAAGGACGACGAUCGUAGCAGCACCAAAAGAGGCAGUGAUCGAAAUAGCAGUAGAAGAGAUGAUAGAAGAGAUAAUAGAAGAGAUGAUAGAAGAGAUGAUAGAAGAGACAGCAAACGAGAUUAUGAGAGUAACAGAGACGAUAGACGGAGAGGUCAUAGAGAUAAUGACAGAAGAGAGGAUCGUGACCGGAGGAGAGAGGAUGAUAGGGGAAGAAGAUAAAUGGCUGUUUCUUUUCAAGUCGAAAUAAUAAAGCUCGUGUAUGUAUGUAAAUGCGUUUUAUUUAUUGUGUAAUAGGGUAGUGAUAGCUAUUUGCCAUAACGUGCAUUGCAG
Messenger RNA from Mucor mucedo, 1532 nucleotides. Its product is annotated as peptidyl-prolyl cis-trans isomerase-like 4. Lineage: Eukaryota; Fungi; Mucoromycota; Mucoromycetes; Mucorales; Mucoraceae. Gene Ontology annotation, cellular component: nucleus. The record is from RefSeq and is a predicted model, not a curated record. Bases 24 to 1421 code for a protein of 465 amino acids. Gene Ontology annotation, biological process: protein peptidyl-prolyl isomerization. The transcript has 3 exons. Gene Ontology annotation, molecular function: peptidyl-prolyl cis-trans isomerase activity; RNA binding.